This is a messenger RNA of Ustilago hordei, 1461 nucleotides long. RefSeq lists its product as uncharacterized. The record is from RefSeq and is a predicted model, not a curated record. NCBI's taxonomy places the organism in Eukaryota, Fungi, Basidiomycota, Ustilaginomycetes, Ustilaginales, Ustilaginaceae. The transcript is spliced from 2 exons. Bases 1 to 1461 code for a protein of 486 amino acids.
AUGCUCUGGACCUUUGGUUGCCUCACUUGGGUAAACAUACCCCAGGCAAAAUGCAAGAAGCUUGAUGAACCAGCCAACCUGGUGAUCUUUGUUGGAUAUGAUGAAGAACAUAAGGGGUGGAAGUUCCUGACCCCAAACCAUAACCCACCAGUCUUCUGGUCAAACUUGGCCCAUUUUCUACAGGACAAGUCAUGGAACAAUUGCACUGACACCACCCAGAUUCAAGAUAUGGAUGCUUUACAUUACAACACUGGAACUGACAUCAAGGAUUUCAGUUACAGUGACAUUGAUACACAUGAUGAAGACCUACAACAACCCCUUGAUGAAAUCUACUGCCUAGCACCAGAACAAGAUAUGGCAUUCAAAGGGGAAAUCUCACCUCCUGAACUGGCAAAUGACACCCUCAGACACCCGGAUCCUCCUGGGCCAGCAGAUACCACCCAUGAACAUCCAGACAACAAGCCAGAUGAGGAACUUGGGUUGACUUCAUUGCCCAUGCCAUCAAACCAGAUGCUGCCAGGCUCACCACUGCUGCUGAGGGACCUCACUCCCCAUGCCCAAAACUCUGCUUUCUCCAAAUACUUGUCAAUACAAAAUGCCCAGUACUAUAAUAACAAGUUUGCCACCACAGGCAAGGUGUACCCUUGGCUGCACCCAACAACACUUGCUGAACUGCUCUGUCUUCACCUGAGAGUAUUUCUGCCCACAGCAGAGAUACAUCAGUUCCAAGAGAAACUCCAGUGCAAUGGAAAACUAGCAGACAUAGGACCAAUUCCAGAGUAUAAUGCAAAUGUAUAUACACUCAUGGUCACUAAUCUAAAACCAUCAGUAAAGGAAGCUCUGACUGGGCCUGACCAGAUCCAUUGGCAUGAGGCAAUCAAAGCAGAAAUCGAUGGCCUUGAGAGUAUGCAUGUAUGGGAGACUGUGGAUUGGCCAAAGAAUACAAACCUUGUUGACUCAAAACUGGUCCUGCAGGUCAAGACUGACACAAAUGGCAUCCCAUACAAGUUCAAAGCCAGAUUCUGCACAUGCAGUUUCUCUCAGAAGGAGGGGAUAGACUUUGACAAAAUCUUCACUCCAGUGGUGCCAAGGGAUGCAAUUUGGACCAUUCUCAUGAUUGCAGUGAAGUUUGAUUGGGAAAUGGAUUCUAUUGAUGUCACUCAAGCAUAUCUUAAUGCCAACCUCCAUCACAAUGUAUAUUUGAAACCACCAGAAGGUGCAGAAGUCCCAGUGGGAAAGGUGUAUAAACUACUUAAGAGCUUAUAUGGACUGAAACAAUCUGGCCAGGAAUGGCACAAGGAGCUUGACACAUAUCUACAUUGUCUUGGUUUCUUUCCCCUCCUCAAUGUUCCCUGCAUCUAUCUAAAGGGUGUGGGUGCAUCGCAAGUGAUUAUCACAAUAUACAUGGAUGAUAUGUGUCACAGGGUCAGAAGGAUAGCGCAAGAGAGUGUGCCAAAUUGA